UCUAAUAGUGUCUUUGUUUUGCUUUCAUACGGGCGCGAACACGCUAAGGGUUGUUCAGGACCAUUGAAAAAGAGGGGUCACCAAAAGUUACUUUACGCGUUCGAAAUUACAAGCACCGCGAAACCCCACAAUCCCACCCAUCACAUCCACAUCCACAUCCAGAGGUCGCCAGGAUGUUGAGCUCUCCAUCCUCAUUUUACACAGCUUUGGAUGCGCCGUCCUCAUCCUGUGCACCCUCAAUGGCAGAUAGUACAAAUGGAAGUAAACAUCUUUUACAGAAUCUACAUUAUCUCCAAUCAGAUCAAAUUUCUAAUGAAAUCGAGAGCCAUGUCACAGUAUAUUUCGAUGUUCAGAUGUGUAUGUAUUUUUGUCCCUCAUAUGAUCUAUGUUCAAAGACUAAUUGCAUAUUUAUUAGACAGCCAUGCCCUCACCAUGCUUUUAGACAUCCUCACUUCUGGCAUAUCACAUUCAACCGUAACCUCAAAGACUGCCUGUCUGCCAAUUCCCAAGUACCUACAAAUAGCCAGUACCUUGCUUGUACAUCCAAGCUCUACAACUCGAGUCAAGAAUGAGAAUUUGGUCGAGGUAGCCUCCCGUUCUAUCACUCUUCUGCGUAGUGUCCUUGCCGAAGUUGGUCCAAGGAAUGCCAAUCUUGAGAAGGCAUUUUCCUUUGAAUCAGGCAGCAGAUACACCAGACGGAGUUCUCGAGAUAGUGGCUCCAACAGUGAAGAUGACGACGAUAUAAAAGGACCAGUAUCCAAAAAUGGGCUGUGGAGAUGCGCUAAGGACUUUUGGCAGAUCGUGGGCUGGUCAUUUAACUGCAGCGUUAGGUAUCCGAAGCGGUGGAGAUACUGGAAGGUUCUUUUGGAAUAUCUGUUAGAUGUGCUAGAUGCAGAUUGGUACGAACGGAAGGCUCUGGAUGAUGCAGCAUUCAACGCUAAAGUUGACCAAAACCAAGGGCCUGCAGAGCUCUCUCCUGGUAAUGAAUCAGUGCAAGAUUCGUUACUAGUGCAAUACCUAGGAGGCUCCGGCAAUAAUCUCAAUGGCACUGCCGUGAGACGGAUUGUUAAGGCAGCCUUUGCAGACGGUUCUGUGCAAUCCCUGAAAGCAUAUCCGGAGAUUUUUGAGAACGAGACCAAAGACAUUAGGAAAACCCUGGCGCAAAAGAGGAAAUGGGAUGAAAGUAAAAAUGUCAAGGAAAUCUCAGAUGAUUACGAUGAUGAGGAAGAAGAAGAUCUCGCUUCCGAUACAUCAGAGGAUUCCGAGGAAUCGUCUCAAAGGCCAAGUAAGAAAGGAAUUCCAACAUACUCUUCUACUAUAGGAGACCCGGACUCCAUCCGCUUGCGCCAGCGAGUCAUAACUUUGGUAAACGGAAUCCUCCUGUUUUCAACGUCCCCACGCUAAUUUUGCAGCUAUCCCGCCUAUCCGUGUUUCUCCCGCUAAAGUUCAUGCCCGUCGGCGAUGUUUACGGUCUCUUCGCAGAGUUCACCGCAGCGCUUCCUAUCGCAUCAUUUUCACUUCUCCUCAAUAUCUCACGAACAUCACCAUUUCCUUCCGAGAUACUGGUCUCCCUCAUACAACGGUUAUGCCGCACCUAUCUUCCUAAAUCUACACCCAAUCCUAGCGACUUUGAGGAUUCUACAAAUGAUCUUCUCAACCAAGAAAUUCUCGAAACAUGUUUUCUACCAUGGUGUCCUAUGACUUCAUCUGUUGAGGAUAAUGCCAAAUAUUCAAUUUUGGUGGAAUAUUUGUUUCGCCUGUUUUUGACUGGUUGUGAAGCAAGUCAUACACCCAAUUUAGACGAUGUGGUUGAAAGGGGAAUUAGCGCAAGGGAGAAGAAAUGCAAGACGGAUGGUAGGCGUAAAGCAGGUGCAAUCAAGAAGGAGGAGGAAGUUGCGAAAAUCUUUCUAGAUGCAAGUUCAAGGAGAUUGAGAAGUUUAGUAGAUUGGGUGCAAGAAUGUAGUUCCCAACAGGGAUAUUAAUAUCAUACGGGAGUCAGGGCCGGAAGCACUGGAUUGGGUUUUAUGAUGGUAAGCAGUCCACUGUUUUUUGGAGUUAUUCAAUGAUACCCUUUGCUGUCGAGAAGCCUGUUAAGGGGAAAUGUAAAUCAAUUUCAAUACAUACAUACGGUAGCUCAUCAGUUCCAAAGUUAGUAUAUGGCGCUCUAAGCAGUAUUACUCGUCACAGAACUGCCCAGCCAAUGGGAGUAAUACUUGCAUUGUUCAUAAAACAAGAGACAAUAGAAAGUGAGCGAGAUUGGCUUCCGCUU
This is a messenger RNA of Sclerotinia trifoliorum, 2269 nucleotides long. The record is from the annotation of a GenBank genome assembly. Lineage: Eukaryota; Fungi; Ascomycota; Leotiomycetes; Helotiales; Sclerotiniaceae.